GUGCACUUGGCGAAAGGUCAAAUGUGUCCUUCGGCCAGCGACUUCGACAAGAUGCUUAGUGAACGGAUGCAAGGAACGAUUCUGGAGCGCCGAACUCAACCGAAGGUUAAGGCCAAUGUGACAGCGUUUCUAGAGAACCUAACAGCUGAGUCGGUGCUUCAAUGCGCAAUGAUGUGUGAUGCGGCUCAGGAAGAACUUGACUUGAUCAGGUUCAAUGACAAGAACACGGUGGAUGUGGCCCAACUGCGUGCUCAACUGGAUGGCUUCAUGAACAGGGUCUCUGCAUUGUUUCUUCAAAGAAGGGCCCAUCAGGUUCAUUCCUACACACAACAUGCAAUCAGGGCGUUCAGCGUGUUUCAACUCCGGCCAAAGUUGGAAGCCACUGUGGUGAAGAAGGAUCUUUCCAAGAUCUGCACGAUCUUCGGUGAGCCCCAAACGUUGCCAUGUCUGGUCCGCAGCUACACUGACUGUGCAUAUACUGCUUCUAAGAAAAGAGAUCGGAUUGCUGACGAGGAUGACAUCCCUGACCUCAAGGCAUGGUUGAGUACCCUGCGUGGCCAACAGGCUUCGGACAACCCUCACCUUCUGACAUGUCUGGCCCGCGCUCUAUGCUUGUCCAAGUCUUCGACCUCAUCCUGUGAGAGGGACUUUGGCAAUCUGAUCCAGACAUUUCGCAAGGUGUUGGCCAGUCCUCUCCUCAAAGAAUGGCACAUAAGAGUGACUAGCUUCCUGAGGACAGAAGCAAGCAAAGCUCCUGAAGUUGUCAGAAGGGCCCAAAACAUAUGGAAUGAAGGAUACCUGGCACCUCGCUUGGCUGGCCCUUCGCGUGGUGGAAACUUUGUUUCCGGCGUCAAGCUCCAAAUGAAGAGACAAGCUGCAAACCCUCUUGACAGUCAGGCCGCAUGGGUCAAACGGCGGCGCUUGGAGGUGAACAAAAUUGUCCCCACAAGUUCACCGGAAGUGCAACCUGGUGAUUUGCCUGCUGAAGCCAAGAAAGCCAUCCAAAGAAUGGGAAACGUAGUGAAGAAGCGUCGCUUCGAAGCCCAGUCCAUUGGCAUUUUGCAGAAGGAUGAAAAACUGCCUGAGGAUGAAUACCAGCAGCUCUUGAAGCCGUGGGCUGAGCCUGAAACGCCAACCUUCGUGUGGACCCAGGCGGAGGGCGUGCAACAAAAGGUUGCCCUUCUCGGAGCUGUCCUGGUGGAAACGUGGCAGGAAGCCACCUGCCAUGUGGUGGAUUCCUUUGAUGAGCCAGGGCAGCGGGUGACUUGGACAUCCAAGCUCAACGGGCACUUGAUUGUCACCAAGCGUUUGUCCAAGGGGCCGUGGAUCGAGCAGCUUGGAGAGUGGAGUCCUGGUGGAGAACAUUCAAACGUUUAA
Messenger RNA from Durusdinium trenchii, 1377 nucleotides. The record is from the annotation of a GenBank genome assembly. NCBI's taxonomy places the organism in Eukaryota, Dinophyceae, Suessiales, Symbiodiniaceae.